Molecule: messenger RNA, 1827 nt
Organism: Vigna umbellata (rice bean)
Lineage: Eukaryota; Viridiplantae; Streptophyta; Magnoliopsida; Fabales; Fabaceae
Source: RefSeq, a predicted model, not a curated record
ACUGUUUUCUAUUAUAGGAAACUAUUUUACUUAAAAAAAUAGUUAAAUUCAAAUAAAUAGUCCCUUAAAAGAGUAAAAUGGUAAGAAAUAGCGCCCUAUAGAGAGAAAACACUAUAGACAGAGGCACGGCCAGUUAGGUUGUAUUAUGUUUUGGAGAUGUUUGACUCUGGUUUGAUGCUGGAGCAAUGGUAUGCCAACACGGAUUGGGAUGUGAAAUUGUUGAAAUUUGGUUGAAGGUGGUAUGAUGAGUGUUGUAAAAAUGUUAAUCUCCUUAAUGUUAGCAAAAAUUGUUGAAUGAAAUCAGUGUCAUAGAUGCUUUGAAACUAUUUCGAGUUUAUAAACUUACCUCUUUUCAGCCUCAUAUUAACACUUUGGACUAGGCUCUACACACUCAUAGCAACCCUGCGUGGAGGGAAGCAUGGCAAGACUGGCGGCACUCCAACAGCACCUACUAUCUUGCUCUCCCUUGACCACCUCUCUUUCUGACUUAAGUGGAACCAGACUUCAUACUCAACAUCAGAUGGUGAACAGCAUUGUAUUAUUCUAUUGUAUGUUUAUAUACUAGUAUUACUAGUUGAAGAGAAAAUUAUGGCAGCCAAAAGGGACUCUCUAUGUCUCCGCAUCAAGCACCAAGAAAAUCUUCAAUAUGGCAGGCACCAGAUUUAUUGGAGUGUUUUUGUCUAGGCUCCUUGUCAAAGAGGGUCACCGAGUGACUUUAUUUUCAAGAGGUAAAGCGCCUGUCACUCAACAAUUGCCAGGUGAAUCAGAUGGUGAUUAUGCUGUUUUUUCUUCCAAGAUCUUGCAUUCAAAAGGUGACAGAAAGGACUUUGAAUUUGUAAAAUCCAGUCUCUCAGGAGAGGAGUUUGAUGUUAUUUGCAUAAAUGGACGUGAGGCAGACGAAGUUGAGCCUGUAUUGGAUGCUCUGCCGAAUCUGGAACAGUUUCUUUACAGUUCUUCCGCUGGUGUCUAUCUCAAUUCUGACCUAUUACCUCAUGCAGAGGCUAAAGGUUUUGCAGUUUCUAGAAGGAAAGCAGCGUCUUUGAUCUUAUCAACCUACAUUCUCUCAAAGGUCGGCAUAGCACUAGCUCAGCAGUCUCCUGUGUUCCGCGAAUACAUAGAUGCAUUUGAUGGUUAUUCAUUCCAGUACCCAAGGAGUUGGAUUCAAGUCCGUGGUGCUGGGGCUGACAUAUUCUUUAGGGACCCUUAUGUUCUUGAUGAAAAUCUCUCUCUUGAAAUUUCUUCACCUUCAUCCUCCCAAUACAAGAGUGUUGAAGACUUGGGUCCACCCCAAGAAGCUGGAAAGAAAGUGCUCAAACAAUAUCUGACUGAGUUUAUGUCUACUAGACUCGGUGUUAGACGUGAAUCAAAUAUUCUUUCAACUUCUUCAAGAGUAGCUGAUGAUGGCAAGUUGUACUAUGAAGUUGAGGUAAACAUAAAGUCAUAUGCAAACAACAAUGAACUUGCUGUUAUGCCACAAGACCGGGUGGCUCGUCUGGAAUGGGACCGGAGGUACCUAUCUGUUCUUGGAGUUGAAAACAACCAACUGUAUGAGUUGAGAUUGCAGGUGCCGGAAAAUGUGUUUGCAGAGGAGGAAAGUGAUCUUCGUAGAGUCAUGGAUUCGUUUCGAGUCAGCAAGAUUGCUGCUUAGAACUAGAAUGUUGGAUACAUGAAUAUGCUCGUUGUUCUUGAAACAUAAUCUUAUUUUUUUUUAUUUCUUAUCAAUUCUAAAAAUCAUUUUUCUCUAACUCUUGCUAUAAUUUGGGCUCUGUUGAUUGUUUUGUUACACUCUUAUCUUCAUUUUCGUAUCUAUUUAAGUCUGUUUGAGAA